Messenger RNA from Rosa rugosa (rugosa rose), 729 nucleotides. RefSeq lists its product as uncharacterized. The transcript has a single exon. The record is from RefSeq and is a predicted model, not a curated record. Bases 1 to 729 code for a protein of 242 amino acids. NCBI's taxonomy places the organism in Eukaryota, Viridiplantae, Streptophyta, Magnoliopsida, Rosales, Rosaceae.
AUGGCACGGUUGUUUAUUGGAUUUUGUUUUGCGGGUUCUUCUAUACCUCGUAACAAGUCAAAAACUAAUUCAAGUUCUGGCCUUCCAAUCAAUAAGAACUCGCACAAUAAUAGAGCUGCAGUACCACUCAGUGAACCGGGCGAAAAACAUGAGUACAUUAUGAACACACUAAUAGAACCUUUGUUCCGGGAAGGGUUGAGGAACUCUGAGAGAAACGAUUGGAGGCAGCUAAUCGAGAGGGUCCUGAAGGUUGAGAAUACACCGGAAAAGGUAUCUCGGUUUGAAGAACAGGUGCAGGCACAAGAAGAUAGCCAAACAGGGCCAUGUAGCCUGGCCAACCUUGAUGUGCUUUGGAGGUUCUAUGGCGCACCCGUGUCAUGCUCACUUGCCUCGAAAGGCUUUAUUCCAACCCUGCAGCUAUGCGAUUCAGAUGAAUGUGGCCUGUGUUCGGUUCUAAGACAUGAGAAGAGAGGGAUUUGUACUACAUCGAGCAGUAUGGCACUAGAGUAUAUUGGAGAUGUUACGGUUAGGAAGGCUGUAAUAUUGUGCAAAGUGGUUCCAGGGAGGAUAGACUUGACUAACUCGGAGAAAGAACAUGAUCCAUUGAGUUGCUUUAAUCCAAGUCACAAUAGGAAGGCUACGGUUUUAUACGUGAGAAACAGCAGUGCUCUUCUACCUAAGUAUGUGGUACUGUUCAAAAGAAAACAAUGUGGUAAUUGGCAAAAUUGA